This is a messenger RNA of Podarcis muralis (Common wall lizard), 3864 nucleotides long. It is a transcript of the gene HIC2, whose product is annotated as HIC ZBTB transcriptional repressor 2. Gene Ontology annotation, cellular component: nucleus. Lineage: Eukaryota; Metazoa; Chordata; Lepidosauria; Squamata; Lacertidae. Gene Ontology annotation, molecular function: protein binding; DNA-binding transcription factor activity, RNA polymerase II-specific. The record is from RefSeq and is a predicted model, not a curated record. Gene Ontology annotation, biological process: regulation of transcription by RNA polymerase II.
CAAACGCUGACCCCCCGAAGUUGCAGAAGGGGAAGAGCCGUGGAAAGGCUCGCUCCUUUCUCCUCCUUCAGCGGCUCUUGCGCCUUCCUUCCCCCCAUUCCACGUUUCCCCUCCGCGCACACCCCUUCCCCUUCUCUCUCUCCUUUUUUUUUCCUCCUCCCUUGCCCAUUUUGGCUUAUAUUCAAAUGUGGGUCAGGGGUGAGCGGCUCCCAACGUCACCAGCUUACAAGAUGGCGCUGAGAGGAAGGCUGUGAGAUAAGGAACGGGCUGCUAUAAGCCGGGAGGACAGGCGAGGAGCGAGGCGGCGGCGGCGGAGAAGGUGGUGGAAGAGGUGGCUGCGACGGGGGACCCUCCCGGGAAAACCCCCUGGCCCCAAGCAUGCCGGCGAAAAGGUAAUGUUGCCUGUUGCCCCAGGGCGAACUCCCCCUGUUGGUAGCUGAGUGACCCCCCGCUGGUUCUUCCUUCAGCAUCUCUACCAGCUACGUUCUAUUGAUGGCCUGUUGUGAUUUCAAUGGAACAUCCUGGGAGGGACCUGGCACGACGGGCACCAUUGGAAGGAGGUGCCUUUUAGCCCAAUGUACCUGGCAUGGUAAUAAAGUAAACGGGGAAAGGAAGAGAAGGUGGAGAUGGAACUGCCAAAUCAUGCCAAACAACUGCUGCUGCAACUAAACCAGCAACGAGCCAAAGGUUUCCUCUGUGAUGUGAUCAUUGUCGUGGAAAAUGCCCUCUUCCGUGCCCACAAGAAUAUCCUCGCAGCCAGCAGCAUGUACUUCAAAUCCCUCGUCCUGCACGACAACCUGAUCAACCUAGAUACCGACAUGGUCAACCCCACAGUGUUCCGGCAAAUCUUGGACUUUAUUUAUACUGGGAAGCUCUUAAUGACCGACCAGCCUGGUGAACAGAACUUCAAUGCUCUCCUCACGGCCGCAAGCUACCUCCAGCUACCCGACCUAGCUGCCCUCUGCAGGAAGAAGCUGAAACGCAACGGGAGGUCCUUCGCUGGCAGGGCCGGCGGCGCCCCCAGCGUCGGGAGACCCCCUCGGAGUCAGAGACUUUCCACUGCUUCAGUCAUCACUCGUUAUUCAGGGUCAGCCGAGGGGCUGAAGGGCUCUCACUUGAAGGAGAUGCCAAAGGGGAAGAUCUCGGACGACGAGGUCUUCAUCAGCAGCUCCAACCAAGAGAACUCCCAUGCCUUGAGUAGGGGGAUCGGCAAGAACGGCGGAGACGGGAGCAGCAGCAGUGCGAACGGGAGCAGCGGGGACCAGGAGCUGGGCCUCGACCUGUCCAAGAAAAGCCCCUCGCUUCCCCCGGCACCGUCCCAGGACGACACGCCCCACGGCGAAAGCCAGCGUGGCUCCCCCCGACCUGCCUCAGCCCCUGCAGCCAACAGUGCCUCAUCAUUUGACGAGUCCGCCGCCGGAGCCGCGCCCAACCUCCCCGACAACUGCGAACCCAUGGAAAUGGACUUGAGCGAAGACCGCCAGUCCCUCCCGGAAGGCAGCCAGAGAAAAAGCCUGCGCCAUUCGUCGCGCAAGAAGGAGUGGCUCAAGAAAGAGAGCGCCUUCGACAGGAAGGAGGGCAGCGGCAAAGGCGGCGAGGAGAGCGAAGGACUGCCCAACGGGAUCCUGAUGGGCCCCUUGUGCAAGUCGGCGGAGCGGAGCCUCGGCCUGGGCGCCUACGGGUCGGAGCUGCCGUUCACCUGCAAAGAGGAUGUCGAGAACGGGAAGGAGAACAGCGACGACAGCGGGCAGAGCGAGAGCGAGAGUGGCGGGCACACUAGCGCCAACUACGUCUACCGGCAGGAAGGCUACGACCCGGUGGCCUUUGGGGACAACCUUUAUGUCUGCAUCCCGUGCGGGAAGGGCUUCCCCAGUUCCGAGCAGCUGAACGCCCACGUGGAGAAACACACCGAGGAAGACCUGUACAUCAAGGAGGAAGGGACGUACGACGACAAAGAGGAGGAAGCGGAGGAUCUGUCCAACCCCAACCAGCCCUACACCACGGAGUCGCGGCCCUUCAAAUGCUCUGUGUGCGAGAAGAGCUACAAAGACCCGGCCACUCUCCGGCAGCACGAGAAGACUCACUGGCUGACGCGGCCUUUCCCAUGCAAUAUCUGCGGCAAGAUGUUCACGCAGCGGGGCACCAUGACGCGUCACAUGCGCAGCCACUUGGGCCUCAAGCCCUUUGCAUGCGAGGAGUGCGGGAUGCGCUUUACCCGGCAGUACCGACUGACAGAGCAUAUGCGCGUCCACUCAGGGGAAAAGCCCUACGAAUGUCAGCUGUGUGGCGGGAAGUUCACCCAGCAGCGCAAUCUCAUCAGCCACCUGCGAAUGCAUACCUCUCCUACAUAAAGCCAAAGACUCUGCAAUGAGCUCUGAGCCCACCCGCCAUAAACAUAUACCUUUCCCUAGACUUGCUGCUUUAAAAAAAAGAAAGAAAAAGAAAGAAACAAAUAAGGGCCGUUCCCGUCCCUGUUCAGUCAUGGGGGGGCCUCAAACAAGCAGAGCUUUAUUUCUUUCUCUUCCCCGUCCCCCCCCAAACUCCAAAUAUACAAAGAAAAGCCAGCCCACAAUGAAGCUGCUGUCUCCCCAUUUGCAUUUUUCUCCCCCAUGCCACCCCCACCCCUCUUUUUUUCUUUUUUCUUUGCCGUUUAGGUCAAGAAAUGCCACUACUCUGCUUAAGGUUGUGGGGACAUCUAGCUUAACUAUAAGCCCAGGUGUGGAGAGAAAAGGGGGGGUGAGGUGGAAGAAAUUCCUUCCCAAUUGAUGCUAAUUGGAAAUGGCUGCCCAAAGGUGUCGAUCCUUGCGAUUGGGGUGGGGAGGAAAGACCGGCCGUAAGCUGCUUCAUAUCCCUCACUUUCCUUUCUUAGCACUUUGGAUUUCCGUUUCUAAAACUUGACCCAAGUAUUAUUCCUCUCCCCCCCCCAAAUGCAGAUGGAUGUUGCGCACAGACUUUUCCGGUUCCUGUGGCUGUUUUUCCUAGCCAUGGGCCUUAAUUUCCGCUCACCCCCUGCUCUCCUAACCAUUGACAUUGGUUGUUGUCCCUAAAAGCUACCGGUGGGAGCAUUUCUUGCCACAGAAUCCAAUUCGUUUUGCUGUUAUUAUCGUUAUUUUUUUUCUUUUCUCAGAAAACGCCUCAGAAUUUCUUUUAUUGUUGAGGAAAAUUUUGUUGGUGGCCCAGUCAGUUGACCGUCUCUCACAUGGGGGAGAGUCUUAAUGAAUCCUCAAUAGUUUUUGCAUGCUUUCAGUCUAUGAAAGGUGGCAUAUUUUUCUUUUCCCCACCCCACCAUUAUUUUUCAUCGAUGGAGUUCGGCCUACUUAGCCGUUGCACACCAAACAUGUACCUCUUCACCUCCAUGUUUUUGUCCUAUACCUUACUUAAAUUUACUUCAACCUUCUCCAUGACUGAAUGGGAGUCGGGCGCCCCUGGGGAAUUUACUUCAGCUGAGCAGGGGUCGUCUUUUAUGUUUCUCCCCCCCACGCCCCAAAAAACCAAUAGUUCGUAUGGAUAUUCUUUGCUUAGAGGUACUUGUUUUAUUAAGAGAAAAAAAAGAAAAUUGUUAAAACGUUUAUGUAAUUGUUGGAACUGGAAGGUUUUGAGGUAACUCUUAACAUAAGAGUGGGCGCAGGGAGUGGGUUUGAUAAUAGGCUGGAAUUGCUACAAGUUCCUUUAGGUACAUCUUUAUUUUGUGUGUGUGUGUGUGCGUGUGUGUUUAGCUUUUUUCUCCCUCACUAAAGAACGGGUUCGGCCCGUUCCCUUUGCUACCUCUUGAAUUCAUGAGAACAAUAAGAUGGUUAGUGAAAUAUUAGGUGUGGCGUUUUUGUCCCCCUUGCCCCUCUUCCUCCCCCCCCCCUUUGUAAGUAA